GAGGGAGGGGGGAGACACUGCAGGCGGGUGUUUAAAGCAUCCUGUGAAGUUCCACCAUCAUCAUUUUAGCAGAAGAAAAAACUGCAGACGAAAAUGUACCAAAUACUCAUUUCACUGUUGAUCCUGUUUAACUGUACUUGCCUAGCAGAAGUGUACAAAGAAGGAGACGAUGUGAAAAUCACAUGUAAAAUGUCACCCCCGGGUACCAUCGUGUUCUGGUUCCGAGUCCUGCAGACUGGUAUUGAGGCCAUAGGAUCCUUUAACAUUGAAGGGGAACCUAAAAUGUCGCCCAAUAAUAGUAUGUUUGACUACUCAAGUAUCAGAAGACAUAAUACAAUAACUUUGAAAGGUUUUCAGAAGAACCGUGACAGCGGCACUUAUAGUUGUGGGAAACUGAACGGCAACAAAUUGAGUUUUGGGGAAUUGACCGUCAUUAAAGGUUUGCCUGAAUCACCACCUGCUGUAAAGCCGGUUACAGCACAAGUCACUCCGGGCAGCACCACGCAACCCUGCCCGUGCCGGACUCCCUCCCAGACAAAGUCUAAGUCCAGUGAGGGCUGUCCAAUGGUCAUUUGGGUUCCAUUAACUGCUGCUUGUAGCCUAAUCUUCCUCAUCCUCAUCCUCAUCAUAUGCCACUGCAACCGAAUUAGAACAAGACGAUGCCCUCACCAUUACAAGAGGAAGCCUAAGAACGUCACACCAGCCCGACAGGCCAUGGGAGAGAGAUACCACUGAUCAUUUAGGGGUAGGACCCCACCUCAGUGUCACAAUCAACUGCCAAGUUGGACUGUUAUAGUGAUUUUACUCCUUUUGUAGAACAACAGUACAUAUAAUUCUUUGGUAUUUUAAGAUGAUUUUAAGUGUAUAUAUUUUAACAGUAUUGGUCAUUAUCAGAUCAAUGUACAUUUUAAAAUGGAUUAACUUUGAAUUAAAAAUUCAGUAGAUAUUUUCAGCCAUGUACCCUUUCCCAAGCAAGACUCUUACGGGCAUCUCUGGCUUCGUUAUGUGUACAUAUAUGAGAGCUGCAAUAAACCGACUAAUUAUCAAAAUAAUAAUCAAA
Molecule: messenger RNA, 1060 nt
Organism: Brienomyrus brachyistius
Lineage: Eukaryota; Metazoa; Chordata; Actinopteri; Osteoglossiformes; Mormyridae
Gene: cd8a
Product: CD8a molecule
Exons: 6
Coding region: 94-735 (213 amino acids)
Source: RefSeq, a predicted model, not a curated record